ACUACAAAACAAAACGUUGAAGACAGAAACAAUAAAAUUACAGGUAACUUGACCGCUAGUUGUUAGCGCUAACUUUGAUGUUAGUAGUUUUAAUCUUAUUUAUUUUUUGCUGUGCUGUUAUUUGUCAACUACUUAGUCAGGCACCUGCUUAAUCAAAACAAAACAACAUCUAUUUCUGUUUAAGUCACUGUUGACAUUACCAUAUACUGUGAUGAGCUACUACAAGUUUCAACCCCAUCUGAAGGGUAAGUUGACGCACGCGCACAGGGCGGGCCGGCGAUGGCCUAUUGAGUACAAGUUGCCCACGAAAUUGACACCUACAUCGGUGUACCGUUUAUUUAGUUAUAUAAAAUACCAAGAUUCUAUAAGUAUUUGUCGUAUAAGAGAUAUGAAUGAGGACCACUUCGUUCUCUCUCGAGGUCCUGGCCCUGCUGUUCCUGACGUUGAUCCCUUGGCCGGGGCCGUCGGUCUUCAAGAUCACCUGCUCACGUGACAACUCCAAAAUUGUACGGAAGGUCAUCCAAAACAAAUGGCUCCCAGUUUUAGAGAGGUUUCAAGUAAAGCUGCCGCUGGAGUGCCCGUUCCACCCCGCACGAGAUAUAUUCGCGCCGCAGCACGACGCCAAAAUGCAGCACCGGCCCUCGCAGUGGACCUGCGCCUUCUGCGGCAAGUCCUUCUACGAGGAGCGCCACCUCGACACACAUUUCGACCAGCGACACAAGAACCAGAUUAACAGGGCGGAGGACGCAGUAUGCCUAGCGGAGUACUGCGAUAUAAUGCGGUGCCAAGUUUUGGUAGCGCAUGGGUUGCUAAACGGCGGUGGCGGGCCUAGCACGGAUAUGGAAGUGUGGCAAGACGCAGAAGCCGCGCGUAAGGCGCUAGCACCCGCUGCGCCGAGAUCCGUGGCUCGCGUGCCUGCACGACGACGCCGUCCGCGGGCCGUCCAGCCGCAGUCUGUGAGAGACUGCCCAUCGACUGAAGUUGAUCCUGAUAUUGUAGACCCAGAAGAGAAACGUACAGAGGACAGCGAAGGCGAUGCGAAUCAGACCUCUGAACUAUGCGAUGCUGAUACGGUGGAAUCUUCUCUGCCACCUGACAGCAGACAGCGGCGACUGGCCGACCUACAGGCGGAGCGUGCUGCCUGCGACCCCGCGCGUCUUCAGCUACUCAAAGUGCGCUGCGAGCGAGUGGUUCAUUCCUGCAUCGCCACUUUGUUGUUGCAUCUCACGCAACAUCAGUUCACAGAACUUGAAGACGAGAUGCAGCGCGCUGUAUGCUGGUACUUGAGCUGCGACCGCUACUGGGAGGACACGGCGCCCACCGCGCGCGCCUUCCCCUGGCCGCUGCUGCUGGCGCUAGCCACGGGGCUCGCGUUGGCGCUAUGCAUGUGCUAUUACAUCAUCUGGAUCGUGUUCGAUUCUGAGGAAGGCAGCGUGGCGGGCAGCGCGUCUGUGUCGAUGACGACCCACUCGUCGCCCGCGCGCGCCGAGCGCCUGGCCACCGAGGAGGCGCUGUUGGACGACCCCGACCACGACGACCACUACAUCUACGUCACCUACCCGCCCGAGCUCAAGCGACGCCUGCUCGAGAGCUGCUACAAUAGAACAACUCGCCUUUGAGACCCGACGUGUCCACCUUAUUUCGUCGUGCAUGCACCUUAUUUGUAUGAAGAAAGUAGAUUCUUAGUGUGUAGAUAAUUUUAGUAAUACUCAGGAAUUACCCAAUAACGUCACCCAUUAAUAACAUUAAAAAAAGUCCGGACACUCUCCAGAGUCUAUUAUCCGUAAACGCAAUUUGAUGUUAAAUUGCAGACUUAACUAGAUACAACUCUGCGUAUCCAACCAAUUUCAUGAAGACAUCGUAGAUUGUACGAAACCUACCUAGGUAUUAGGUACCUACUACGUUAUUUGAUCAAACCUACAUUGUGACUAGCUGACUGCCUAUUUAAAUUAUGUUUCAAAGAAUUUAUAGAUAAUAGAAGAGUGGCUUAGAUUUUUAUUUUAUAAAUAGCGCUUAGUUGUUGCCUUGUGUUUGUUAUAAGUUAUUUAGUGAAUAUUAAGUAAAUAUUAACCUAAUAUAAAUACACCGUGAGCAGAUGUGCCCACAUUAGUAUCUAUUACAUUGUUAUUUAGGUUUUUAAUUCACUUCUGGGACCUCAACAUUCGGAUUAUAAAAUAUUGUAAAUACCUUAUGUAACGCAUUGAAUAUGAAUAUUAAAUUGAAUUUCAAUAUGAUACGAUACACGUAUCGCUGACAAAAACAAUGUACCUACCUAUCUUAUAUAAUUUACGCUAUUAUAGUUAACGUACCUAUAGUUCAUAGUUUAAGUAAUACCAAAUUUAAAUACCAAAUUAUAUUUCGGUUUGAAUGUACAUAAAAAUACUCCAUUUUUCAACCCUAUUAUAACAAUGAGAAAUGUCUCAUACAUAGCUACGCUAUCAUAUCACCAAAAGUCGAUUUUUCAACAGUAGCUAAUUUAUUUGGCUAGGUAUUUAUAAAAUAUAGUGAUGUAACUGAAACCUUUAUACAAAUGCUUCUAAAAAUGAAGCUAAUUUACAUUACGUAAUUAUAACCAGAUUAUGUAAUAAAGAACAAAAACACUAAAAACUCGAAAUUAUUGAGAUUCGUCGAUUAUAGUUGUUGUGAAGAUACUUUGUUAACGUGUAGUUAUGCAUGCCGCAAACGAGAUACCAAUACGUGGGUUCCCAAAAAACAUGUUUACGAAUAAAUAGAAGUAUGAAAUAAUUACAAUAAAUAAUCAUGGAGCCAAUAUGGAGUGAGUCGCCUUACCGUGCGUACCGAUUGUGCGGUGUUCUAAAUAGUACCUUGCCUGCUAGUCGUAAGUUAAUAGUAAUAUAAAGUAUAAAACCUGCUGCAAAUUGUAAAUAAGCUAUAUUUUUUCCAAUUAUUGUAAUUAGAAUAUUGAUUACCAUACGAUUGAUAGAUCGAGCGACUCCUGGUAUUAGAAGUAUCCAAACGCUGCAAUAUAGGUAAGGCCAUGUUGUGAAGAGAAACUUAGUUUAUACUACUCGGGGUCAGAGCAACAGUGUGAGAAUUCUCCACAAGUGUUUUUCUUGCCCCAGAGUUUCUCUCACCUUAUCUAACCUUAACGAAAAUUUCGUUUAAUAACAUAACUUUAUUUAAUAAAAUGUCAUGAUGUAGCAACGUACUUACCUACUCCCAAUAUCUUAAUCAAGUAAACAUUUGUAGUAUUGUCAACGUGAAAAUAUGAUACCAUAUGGUCAGUUAAGUGUGUUCCUGCUGUCGCUGUUUAGAUUUAAAAUAUUUUACCGACAAACACUUUUGCUACAGUUAGGUACGAGGGGCGUUCAAUAAAAAGUGAGAAUGAGUAUGAUAUAUACAACUUUUAUUAAAUGUUAUUUUUAUUUUUCGAAUAGUCACCUCUUAGCAUAAUACACUGAGUAUAUAUUUUUUUCUAAACUUAAAAUUCCGUUUCUAAAAAAGGUUUCAUCUAGAGUACUUAAAAAAUCUUGUACUGCAGCGACUACCGCGUCGUCGUCUUCAAAUUUCUUGGCUCUUAGGUAUUCCUUCAAUCUCGGAAAUAGGUAGAAAUCACUAGGGGCGAGGUCUCGUGAAUACGGAGGAUGCUUAAGGAUUUCGAACCCAGCAUCACGAAUUGCAGCCAUUGCAACGGCGGACUUGUGCAUUGUCCUGAUAGAACAACACAAUUUUCGAGAGUUUACCUCGCCGUUUGUCACGGAUCUCAUUGCGCAAUGUUGCUAUUUCUUUGGCAUAUAAAGUGCCCGUAAUAGUGGCUCCAUGCUCGAGAUAACGACUAAAUCAUUACGACCCCUUUACCAUCCCAAAAAACAGAGCCUAUGACGUUACCGGAAGAUGGGCCCACCUUGAAUUUCUUCGGAGUUGGAGAUGAUGGCCUUUUCCAUGUCAUAGACUGCAGUUUCGUUUCAGAGUCGUAAUGAUGGAGCCAUGUCGAGUGUUAGAGUCGGCAACGAGCAUGUAACUCCUCUGGAAUUGCAAGCAUCCAUAGGCUACGGAGACUGCUUGCCAUCAGGCGGGCCGUAUGCUUGUUUGCCACCGACGUAGUUAAAAAAAAAAAAGUUUCGUCCAUUGUUAUAAAUCGCGCCAAAAAAAGUUCCCGGACUUGCUGUAUCAGGUCCAAAGCUUCUUGACAAAUCUAGACUCUAGUUUGUUUUUGCGUGUCAGUAAGUAUUCUGGGUACCCAAUGCGCAGAUACCUUUUUCAUACCCAAGCGUUCAUGUAAAAUAUUAUGCACGCUCCCCGUUGAAAUCUUUACAUUUUCAGCAAUAAAACGAACCGUGACACGACGAUCCGCCAAAACUAAGUUAUUGCCUUUUUUUCACAAUUUCUUCAGUUACUGCUGUAGUAGGGCGUCCAGAGCGGUGUUCAUCCAUGGUCGAUGUUCUUCCACGUCUGAUUCGGCGCACCAACGUGCGACUGUCGAAUACGGAGGAGCAUUAGACCUUAAAGUGUCCCGUAAAUGUAAAUUGACUUGGUCCGUAGAUUUUUUUUUUCAAACACAAGUAUUUGCAGUUUAAGGCACGCAGUUCAAUUUUCUCAACUUUCGCUAACGUACUCAAUAACAUCGCGAAGAACUCGCCGUAUUUUUUUAAAACAAAAAAACAGUUUGCAUCUUAUUGUCAUUAUAUUGAACGCCCCUCAUACAUUCAUUAUGACAGGUAAGAGCGGCCUAAGACUGAGUGAGAACGAAUUUUUCGUGGUUUGUAUUUUUAUGACGUGUUAUCACCCUCCUGUGAAGUAUGUUACUUAGUCAAAUAAUGGCGUAACAACUUAUGUUCAAUAUCAUAAGGAAUGUAUCUACACAUACCUGUCUUGAUGUCAUUGGGGUUGGUUUACUAGAUCCUAAGUCUAGCAAAAAAUCUAGAUCAAAACCCGUUUUACGACGAGUAUCAAAAAAAUACAAAAUAGUUUAUUUGCUAUCUAGUAGAAUUUAAACAAUAUUGAUUUAAAUAGUAUGACACGGCAUAAUCUUCUUUUCACUUGUAUCUUGCGGAAUCAUCAUAUUUUGUCUACAAAAAUAUUCUUGUUCUUAUUGCUAUUCAACGCAACACGUGCAUCACACGUAACUAAACACACUGAUUAUUUUGUUGACUCAUCAUAAAUAAACCCUAGCUCAUCUAAAUGGAACCCUCAAAUUUUACGUACCUAAUAUCGCUUUCUAUUAAUCUUAUGAAAUGCUUUAACGAGACUGAAGUAAAGCAUACGUUUAAGUGAUGAUACGCGCACUCGACUUACAAUAGUAACGUGCACUUUUCAUUCUAAUUGGAUAAUUAUAAAAUUGUAAAAAGUUUGUUAAAUAAAAAUAUAAAAUAA
Molecule: messenger RNA, 5334 nt
Organism: Cydia pomonella (codling moth)
Lineage: Eukaryota; Metazoa; Arthropoda; Insecta; Lepidoptera; Tortricidae
Exons: 9
Coding region: 393-1619 (408 amino acids)
Source: RefSeq, a predicted model, not a curated record